AUGGAAAGAUCAAACUCAGAGGAUGUUAAGAAGAGUACUUCUGCUUCUUCUGCGCCAUCGGCGAAAGCACACAUCCCUAAUCACACAACCGAGUAUGUGAAUCCAUUUAAUGGAGAAUCAUGGACCAUUUUUACGUUUCUGUAUGAUUUAUCUAUAUUUAUAUUCAAUAUUAUAUUUACCAUUUUUUUCAGAGAGAUCAAAGUUCGUGGUACCUAUAAUGUUCCAAGCAAUGGCACACCAACAAUAUUGGUAUGUGCCCCACACGCGAACCAAUUCAUCGAUCCCACAUUGGUGAUGACCACUACAAGAAAAUUGAUGAAUGGAAGAUCCAGGCAAUCCUGUUUUGUCACUGCUGAAUCCAGUUUCAAGUAUAAGGUUGUUGGGUUUUUCAGUAAAUGUCUAGGUAGUAUUCCCGUACCAAGAAUACAAGAUAAUUUGAAACCGGUAGAUGCUAAUAUCCAAAUUUUUGCUCCUGAUAGGGUUAAUGAACCAACGUUGAUCAAGGGUUGUUGUAAAGAUGGCUCUUCCCCAAAAUUUACAAAACUUUUCACCGAAAAAUCAUUGAUUGGCUUACCUAAAUAUCAAGGUAAUGCCCAAAUUUCUAAGAUUCUUGACGAUGAAACUAUAAUUCUCACUAGCCCCUUCAAGAGUGAGGCCAUAUCUACCCCAACAAAUUUCAACUACGCUCCAAGAGUUGAUAAUACUAAGACAUUUCAGUACGUUUUCGAUCAUUUGCACACAAAGGGUUGUGUCGGUAUUUUCCCAGAAGGUGGGUCUCAUGAUAGGCCAUCAUUACUACCAAUCAAGGCUGGUGUGGCAAUUAUGGCUCUGGGAGCUGCUGCUGCUGACCCUUCAAUGAACGUUUCUGUGGUCCCUGUAGGAUUGCAUUACUUCCAUAGACAGAAAUUUAGAUCAAGAGCCGUCGUAGAAUACGGUGAGCCAAUUAUUGUUAAUCAUGAAAUGGGUUUAGCGUAUGCUAAUCAUCCAAGAGAAACGGUUUCUAAGCUCUUGGAUAAAAUUCAAGACGCUCUUUUCUCCGUGACGGUCAAUGCUCCUGACUACGACACUCUAAUGACUAUUCAAGCUGUUAGAAGACUUUAUGAACCAGCAACUCAUAAGUUCUCACUUCCUAUGAUCCUCGAAAUAAACAGAAGACUCCUUGUCGGCUAUUCAACCUUUAAAGAUGAACCAAGAAUUAUUCAUUUAAAAAAUGCCGUCUCAAAAUAUAACGAUACAUUAUAUUCAAUGAAUUUGAAGGACCAUCAAGUUGAACAGUUAAAAACAUCGUCCUUGGAAACAAUAAGAUGUAUUAUCGUUUUGUUAACAAGAUUAGCCACUUUAUACUUAUUCUUCAUUUUAUCUCUGCCAGGUUCUGUCCUUUUCACGCCAAUUUUUAUUACAGCUCAUGUUUACUCUAAGAAGAAGGCUAAAGAGGGACUUAAAAAAUCGCUUGUAAAAAUAAAAGGUGUCGAUUUAUUGGCUACCUGGAAAUUAAUUGUUGCUCUUGUCCUGGCCCCAUUACUUUACACAACCUAUUCGUUAGCCCUCGUUUAUCUUUUUAAUAGGAACCCCUCGAAUUUUAUCGUAAGAUGGAUCUGGAUACCAAACUUCAUUCCUAGGAUGGGUAACAUUCCUUUAUUUGUAUACUUUUACUCAUUACUAGUGCUUACUACAUAUUCCAGUUUGAAAACUGGUGAAGUUGGUAUGGAUUUAUUCAAAUCUCUGAGGCCAUUAUUCGUUUCGUUAUUUUAUCAAAGCGACAAAAUUAAACAACUACAAAAAAUGCGUCAAAAUUUAAGUGUUGAAAUUACGAAUGUUUGUAACGAGUAUGGCCCAAGUGUCUUUCCUGAUUUUGACAAAAUGAACUUUGCAAACCCUGAAAAUAAAUUUAAAUUUUACAAUAAUGAUGAACGCGCUAAGAGCCGUAGUCGUUCCUCUUCAUUCACUUCCAUUUUCUCAGGUGUUUCUAAUGCAUUAUCAAGAGUGAAUUCAAGAGGGUCGUUAUCGGAUGUGCCUAUUUUAGGAUAUAGUAGACUAGACUAUACGAGUGAUACAAUUGCAGACGAUUCCAGUGACGAAGAAGAUAUCAUUGAUAUCAGUAUACGUAACAAGGAUAAAGCCGAAUCAUCAAAGAUCACAUCAAUAGUAAGGGAAAGAUGGAACAGAGAGCAUGAAAAGAAUGAUUAA
Kazachstania africana CBS 2517 is the source of this 2187-nucleotide messenger RNA. It is a transcript of the gene GPT2, whose product is annotated as bifunctional glycerol-3-phosphate/glycerone-phosphate O-acyltransferase GPT2. Gene Ontology annotation, cellular component: endoplasmic reticulum membrane. The coding region runs from base 1 to 2187 and encodes 728 amino acids. NCBI's taxonomy places the organism in Eukaryota, Fungi, Ascomycota, Saccharomycetes, Saccharomycetales, Saccharomycetaceae. Gene Ontology annotation, biological process: phospholipid biosynthetic process. Gene Ontology annotation, molecular function: glycerol-3-phosphate O-acyltransferase activity; glycerone-phosphate O-acyltransferase activity. The record is from RefSeq and is a predicted model, not a curated record. The transcript has a single exon.